Messenger RNA from Zea mays, 2620 nucleotides. RefSeq lists its product as uncharacterized. Bases 269 to 2308 code for a protein of 679 amino acids. Lineage: Eukaryota; Viridiplantae; Streptophyta; Magnoliopsida; Poales; Poaceae. Gene Ontology annotation, biological process: protein phosphorylation. The record is from RefSeq and is a predicted model, not a curated record. The transcript has 4 exons. Gene Ontology annotation, molecular function: polysaccharide binding; protein kinase activity; ATP binding.
GCCGUGCGCUAUGAACCAAGUCGCACUCAGGGCAUGCGCACCUAAGCUUCCAGCCAAAUAAACCGACGGGAAGCCGAAUCAAGUUCACACGUACACGAUGCACCAAAAAAAGUCGAAGAAAGAGACCAUUCAAUUGAAAUAUGAAAUGUAUUUUCAACUCGAAGCUCUAACAAGUCAAACGGACCCUAUUGUUGUCUAAAAUAUAUAGACACCUUCCUCCGAUCCCCGCCACGGCCACCACCAACCAUCAUUUUGCCAGAUCGCCGCCAUGGCCGCCGUGCAUGGCCGGGUGCUGCUGCUGCUGCUCUCCACCCUAACGUUCCUCGCAGUUCACGCGGUGACAGCAGCGGCUGCCACCGCGACAAGCUGCGCGCCGAGGACCUGCGGCAACCUGACCAUCGCCUACCCGUUCUGGCUCCCGGUCCCGGACCAGCAGGCUUCCUCCUCGUCGUUGCCGCCGUGCGGCCCGAGCGCGUUCCAGGUGGACUGCCGCGGCGGGCGCGCGUCGCUGGCGCGCUCGUUCCGCGGCGCCUACAAGAUCCUCCGCGUGUCCUACGCGGACCGCACCGUGGUGGUGGCCAACGACAACGUGCAGACCGACGCCAGCGGCUGCCCCGUGCCGCGCAUCGACGUGUCCGCCAGCCUCAGCCUCGCGCCGUUCACGGCCAGCGGCGCCAACGCGCAGCUCGUCUUCCUCUUCAACUGCAGCAAGCCGCCGCCGGCCGGGUUCGUCAACGUGACGUGCCCGGGGGCGCAGGCCGUGGUGCGGCUCGACCCGAGGUACAACACCACCGACGCGAGGGCGGUGGCCGGGGCCUGCGACUACUCGGUCGUGCCGGUGCUGGUGUCCCCCGGCGGCGGCGCGAGCGCCGGGGACUACCCGCGGCUGCUGAGGGGCGGGUACCUGCUGGAGUGGCGGGCGUCGCCUGGGAACUGCACGGCGUGCAAUGCCAGCGGCGGCCAGUGCGGGUACGACUCCGACACGGAUGCGUUCGCCUGCCUCUGCGACGACGGGUCUUCACAUCCGGCAAGAUGCGGCGCAAAGAAGUCCGACCGGAAGGUGAUCCUGAUAGUGUCUGUGUCGAUCGCAUUCGGCCUGCUGCUGGCGCUUCUCGUCCUAAUCCUCAAGUUCCAUCGACAAAUAACACGCAGUUUCAGCUUCCUGCUGGACAGAAGCAGCAGCGGAGACACCGCGGACGUGGAAAAACUGCUGCAGAAGUACGGGUCACUCGCUCCCAAGCGCUACAGGUACGCCGAGCUGAAGAGGAUAACCAAGUCCUUCCAGCGCAAGCUCGGGGAAGGCGGCUACGGGGCGGUGUACAGCGGCGUCCUGGCCGCCGGCGCCGGCGGCACCCGCGCGCGCGAGGUCGCCGUCAAGGUCCUGCACCACGCCCGCCCCAACGGCGAGGAGUUCCUGAACGAGGUGGUCAGCAUCGGCCGGACGUCGCACGUGAACAUCGUCACGCUCCUGGGCUUCUGCCUCGAGGGCUCCAAGCGCGCGCUGGUGUACGAGUACAUGCCCAACGGCUCGCUGGACAGGUACAUCCGCUCCGAGUCCGACCCGGCCGGCACGGCGGCGCUGGGGUGGGAGGCGCUGCAGGAGAUCGCGGCGGGCAUCGCGCGGGGGCUCGAGUACCUGCACGAGGGGUGCAACACGCGGAUCAUCCACUUCGACAUCAAGCCCCAGAACGUGCUCCUGGACGCCGACUUCCGCCCCAAGAUCGCCGACUUCGGGAUGGCCAAGCUGUGCAACCCAAAGGAGAGCAUCCUGUCGAUGGCGGACGCGCGGGGCACCAUCGGCUUCAUCGCGCCUGAGGUCUUCUCCCGCGGCUUCGGGGUCAUCUCCACCAAGUCCGACGUGUACAGCUACGGGAUGCUGCUGCUGGAGAUGGUCGGCGGGAGGAGCAACGCCAAGGCCUGCGCCGCCGACAAGUCCAGCGGCGGCGAGCUCUUCUUCCCGCUCUGGGUGUACGACCACCUGCUGCUUGAGGACGGCGUCGGCGUGCUUCGGGGCGGUGGCGGUGGCGGCGCGGGAGGCUCCGGAGAAGCAGCGGCAGGCGAGGAGAUCGCGAGGAAGAUGGCGCUCAUCGGGCUCUGGUGCAUCCAGACCGUGCCCGCCAGCAGGCCGUCCAUGAGCAGGGUGCUGGAGAUGCUGGAGAGGAGCGUCCACGACCUGGCCAUACCGCCCCGCCCGUACCACACUUCUCCGUCCAACUCCCCGUCGCCGUCGCACCCGUCGAGCUAUCCGUCUUCCACCUCGGAUUUCACCCAACGCUCUAGGUUGCGCACACCGGAGAGCACAGGGUGACAAGGGAUUGUAGAAGAAACGAAGAAUCAAGAUAGGUUGGCAACGUUGGAUUGUGCAGUUUGGGUAGAGGAGCAAAUAUGGAGCAUGAACAGAAUGUACCACAAACAUUUUGUGCAGGUUAACGAUUUAACAUACUAGAACGACUGAUGCUUCUGUUACGUGACCAGAACGACUUAUAAAUCGGACCUGUAGAGAGUAGGUUAUUAGAUAUAGAAUAUAUAUUAUAAUAGGUUAUUAGAUAAGGGGCACGAUCAUUUUUAACCUGGUGGUGGAUAUAACCACCUUUUUUAAAAAAAAAGUCUAAUCAACUAA